Loa loa (African eye worm) is the source of this 489-nucleotide messenger RNA. RefSeq lists its product as hypothetical. The record is from RefSeq and is a predicted model, not a curated record. NCBI's taxonomy places the organism in Eukaryota, Metazoa, Nematoda, Chromadorea, Rhabditida, Onchocercidae. Bases 1 to 489 code for a protein of 162 amino acids. The transcript has 5 exons.
AUGAUUGAAUGGAGGGAGAAGUUUGUCAGCUCAACGGAAUUGAGUUUGGUAAGGAGGAAAAGGCGCGGCGCAAUUAUAUCGAUCAACACUUCUAGUUCUACCUCACCUCAUCUCAAUAACCUCAACUAUGUUGUGCUAUUUGGGAAGGAAAAUUUUGAUUACUAUUUUUUUGGAAAAAAAAAUCCGCCGCCCAACAAUGAUAUUCAUUUGUGUUACUUACAUUCCGCGACUGAUCAUUUUAUUGGCUUUGCCAAUUGCAAAAUGUAUACAGGAAUUGAGCGUUCCGGAAUGAUCCGACGUCAGGUGUUUCAUCUCUCAUUUCGGACAAAACGAAGACCGGAUCAUGUUUGGAAUAGAGAAUGCAAAUCUAACCGGAGUACGGAUGCAUUUCUGGAUGAUUCAAAUGAACCACUGCUGCAUUUUGUUGAUGAAUGUUGCAUCGAUAAUAACUUGGAUAAAACAAAUGGAGGGCAUUUCAAAAGGAUUUAA